AUGAGUUCGCCAUCUGAACAUCAAAAUCAUCAAAAAUUACAACAAGAACAUCAAUUACAAAAUGAACGACAACAAAGGCAACAGUUUCAACAACAGCAGCAGUAUUUAUUGAAUUUUUUUGCUGCACAAGGUGCUGCAUUACGGAAUAAUCUUUGCAUGCCCAAUAUGUUUCCAUUCAAUUGGCCUAUGACAGCCACUGCCACAGUAACGGCUUCGCCUUCGGCUGCUGCAACAGUCACCGAUUUGCCGUCUUGGAAUCCUUAUAUGCCUUAUUUGCAAAAUGGAACACAAGUGCAUCAGGAAUCUUUCGAAGAUGUCCUUAAAAAAAUGGUUCAACCAAAGCCGUCUGUGCAGUCAUCAAAUGGUUGGAGUUUUUAUCAUUUAUUUUUUAAUUUAAUGGAACUGAAUUUCGGUGCAUCAAUCGAAAAGGUGGACAUUGUUUAG
This is a messenger RNA of Dracunculus medinensis (Guinea worm), 444 nucleotides long. NCBI's taxonomy places the organism in Eukaryota, Metazoa, Nematoda, Chromadorea, Rhabditida, Dracunculidae. The record is from the annotation of a GenBank genome assembly.